Messenger RNA from Macadamia integrifolia, 657 nucleotides. RefSeq lists its product as uncharacterized. The record is from RefSeq and is a predicted model, not a curated record. The transcript is spliced from 2 exons. NCBI's taxonomy places the organism in Eukaryota, Viridiplantae, Streptophyta, Magnoliopsida, Proteales, Proteaceae. The coding region runs from base 1 to 657 and encodes 218 amino acids.
AUGGGGGAAAGACGUUUGUUGUGGGAGGAACUUAUCAACUUUGCUAACAUGGUUGACCAGGCAUGGACAGUAUGUGGGGACUUUAAUGCUAUUUUAGCUCCAUCUGAGAAGGUGGAAGAGCGGCCUCCUUGUUCUCAAUCGAUGAAGGAAUUAAGUAGAUUUGUGAAUGAAUUUGCACUGUUCGAUGCAGAAGAACAAGGUGCAUUUGUUCAGGAGAAAUGCAUUCAUGAUAAUAUUGCGCUUGUGCAGGAAGUAGCGCAGGACAUUAAUAGAAAAUCAAAGGGUGGCAACUUAAUUUUGAAACUUGAUAUGGCCAAAGCCUAUAAUCGGUUAGAGUGGAGCUUCCUCUAUAAAGUGCUUAGUAUAUCCGAUUUCUCUUCCCUUUGGAUUGAUUUAAUCAGGAAAACGCUAAAGAAUUGUUGGUUUUCAGUGGUCAUGGAUGGAGGUCUGUAUGGUUUUUUAAAAUCAUUUGGAGGUAUCAGGCAAGAGGAUCCUUUAUUUCCUAACUUGUUCAUUUUGACGGAAGAAGUCCUAAGCAGGGGUCUGACGGCGUUGUUCGAAGAAGGUCGUGCAACUUAUUUUAAUCUCCCGAGAGGGUGCUCGAGGAUAUCUCACAGUUUGUUUGCUGAUGAUACAAUCAUUUUACUAGGGGAUUGA